AUGGCUAAGAUUUGGCAUGAGACUGAAACCACUUUGGACAGUACCUCACCCAGAGAACAACAGGACGAAAAUGACACCAUGAAGCAGUACCUGAGAAACAAAAACCUUGUUCUGGAAUUCCUGCACUCUGACCUGAACCCCCACCACCUCCAGUACCACUGGAACAAAGUUCAUCUUCUGAAGAAGUGUUACUUUUAUUUGAAGUUUGAGCCCAGACACGUGUGCGUGAGAGACCAGAACAAUAUGAUGAUUUUUGCUGACAUCUUGCAAAUAGCAAACCCCUGCCAGCUCCAGAAGAUCAAGAAGGUGGGAAGAAAACAGACAGAAAUCCAGCUGGCUCUUUUAACUGAGCUCUUGGAACAGCUGGAACGAGGUCGGGAGGAGCUGAGCCGUUAUGUACAGAUCUGUGACGUAGAAGCUUUCCUCUCCCAGUGGAACUUGAACAUAAAGAGAGUGCUCAAGCUCUCCAUGUUUCUCAGUAAGCUCAUUUCCUUGGAAGAGCCGAGGAAGCUCCACGUCAAGCACAGUUUGGUAUCACAGAUACAUCUUGGAGGUGCCCUACACCCUCCCAUUACUUUUACUCUCUAUACGAAGAAGCCGCCGAUUUUUGAUCGGACGGAGUCAUUCGCGUGCCAGACCUGGGCCCAGCUCAAGUGGUUCACUGAAAGCCAGGAGUCACACCUGGAACGAUGGCAGCUGGAGAUGAAGCUGGUGCCAGACGACAGUCAGACAGAACCAGGAUACCAUCAGACCCAGGAAGUCAUCUCCAACCCCUGUGUCAUCAACCACCUGAUCCCUGGCAGGUCGUACGAGUUCAAAGUGAGGAGGUCUGACACUCACACGCUCGUCUACUCGCAGUGGUACGACUGCAUUGUAUUGAAGACAAAAACUCACCCUGCUGAGGACACCAAGGAAGCCCCCAGCCGCAGCCUGAUGAGGCGGCUCACAAGACCGACUCCUUCAGUUAAAUGGUUUAAUGAAAAAGGUGAAUAAGAGUAAUU
This is a messenger RNA of Lonchura striata (white-rumped munia), 1001 nucleotides long. Lineage: Eukaryota; Metazoa; Chordata; Aves; Passeriformes; Estrildidae. The record is from RefSeq and is a predicted model, not a curated record.